GUUUAUAGAGGACCAGCAUGUCAGCUCUUCUGAGGAGCCUUCUGGCUGCCUCAGAGAAAGCUGCCCGCAUUGCCCAGCUAUGUCGCCAAGAGGAGGCCCUCUUCAGCCUGCUCAUUGAGGAGAAGAGAGGUGCGGACAAGAAUAAGAAGUUCUUGCAGGACUUCAAGACAUUGGCAGAUGUGCUAAUCCAAGAAGUCAUCAAACAUGAUGUGGGAAAAGAGUUUCCAGAACUACAAGAUCACAUUUGUGGCGAGGAGUCCAACAAAUUUGAAAAUGGCCUUGGUGAGAUUGUAGUGGUGCGGGUUUGCCCUACCCAACAGGAAACGGCUACCCUGUUGCAGAAAGUCCUGGAUCGGAAACAAACAGCCGCUGAAUUGUUGGCAGCUGCUGUUCAUCAGGAAGUGGUGCUUUCCGACCCAGCGUUGGACAAUGUGGCUGUGACCAUCUCGACUGACAGCUUGGCUGUAUGGAUUGACCCCAUAGAUUCCACUAAUCAGUACAUUCGUGGGUAUGGCAGUGUGAUGCCAGUGAAUGGCAUCUAUCCAUCUGGACUUCACUCAGCGCUUGUGCUGAUAGGAGUAUACAACCGUCACUCGGGUGAGCCCGUCCUUGGCAUCAUCAAUGAGCCUUUUUUCCAGGAGGAGCUGCCAGCACACAGGUGGCAGAGCAAAUACCACUGGGGCAUUUCCUACGGAAGCACCAAGCUAAGCUCGCUGAGCCAACCCCAGCGGCAGCCUUCCCCCUGCGUGGUGCUGAGCAGCAACGAGACAACCGUGUUGCGGAAAGCACUGGCCCCACUAUACGGUGAGAAGCUGUGCUUUGCUUCAGGUGCCGGCUACAAGAUGCUCUGUGUCGCCCUCGGCCUUGCCGAUGCUUAUGUACUUUCGGAAGGCAGCACCUUCAAGUGGGACUCCUGUGGCCCCCAUGCCAUUCUGCGAGCCCUCGGGGGAGGCAUCGUUGAUCUUUCAGCAGCCCUGCAGGUUUGGCGUGGUGGGCAACACAAGAAUUUGCCCGAACUGACCUAUAACAAGCCCACAGAGGGCGCUGUGGGUGCUGAGCGCUGGGCAAAUCAAGGAGGGCUUAUAGCCUAUGUCUGCCACAAGCAUCUCGAGGCUGUGAUGGUCACACUAGCAAAUGCGGCAGACGCUUUCUAAAACACAGCCCCAUCAGUGCAAAUUAGUGGGAGCAUUUGCCUGUGUAUGAGGAGG
Molecule: messenger RNA, 1208 nt
Organism: Protobothrops mucrosquamatus (brown spotted pit viper)
Lineage: Eukaryota; Metazoa; Chordata; Lepidosauria; Squamata; Viperidae
Gene: INPP1
Product: inositol polyphosphate-1-phosphatase
Exons: 6
Coding region: 18-1154 (378 amino acids)
Biological process (GO): phosphatidylinositol phosphate biosynthetic process
Molecular function (GO): inositol-1,4-bisphosphate 1-phosphatase activity
Source: RefSeq, a predicted model, not a curated record